AUGCGCCUCCUCCAGCUGCUCCUGCUCCUGGCCGUCGCCGCGGGCGCGGCCGGCGCGGCGGGCAGCGGCACGGACACGGACGCGGACGCGCUGCUCGCCGCGAAGGCGGCGCUCUCCGACCCCACCGGCGCGCUCGCGUCCUGGGACGCCGCCUCCUCCGACCACUGCACGUGGGCGGGGGUCACCUGCGCGCCCCGGGGCUCCGGCGGCGUGGUCGUUGGGCUCGACGUCUCCGGGCUCAACCUGUCCGGCGCGCUCCCGCCGGCGCUGUCGCGGCUCCGCGGCCUGCAGCGCCUCUCCGUCGCCGCCAACGGCUUCUACGGGCCCAUCCCGCGGUCGCUCGCGCGCCUACAGCUCCUCGUCCACCUCAACCUCUCCAACAACGCCUUCAACAGCUCCUUCCCGCCUGCGCUCGCGCGGCUCCGCGCGCUCCGGGUGCUCGACCUCUACAACAACAACCUCACCAGCGCCACGCUGCCGCUCGAGGUCACGCACAUGACCAUGCUCCGCCACCUGCACCUCGGCGGCAACUUCUUCUCCGGGGAAAUACCGCCGGAGUACGGCCGGUGGCCCAGGCUGCAGUACCUUGCGGUGAACGGCCUCACCGGCAGCAUACCCUCGGAGCUGGGCUACCUCAAGAGCCUCAGUUCUUUGGACCUGUCGAACAAUGCGCUCACCGGUGAGAUACCGGCGAGUUUCUCCGAGCUCAAGAACCUGACGCUGCUCAACCUGUUCCGGAACAAGCUGCGCGGCGACAUCCCCGACUUCGUCGGCGACCUGCCAGCCUCGAGGUGCUGCAGCUGUGGAGAACAACUUCACCGGCGGUGUGCCACGCAGCCUCGGCCGCAACGGCCGCCUCCAGCUGCUCGACCUCUCGUCGAACAAGCUCACCGGCACGCUGCCGCCGGAGCUCUGCGCCGGGGGCAACCUGCAGACGCUCAUCGCGCUCGGCAACUUCUUGUUCGGUGCCGUCCCAGACUCACUCGGCCAGUGCAAGUCCUUGAGCCGUGUCCGUCUCGGGGAGAACUACUUGAAUGGCUCAAUUCGAAGGGGCUAUUCGAAUUGCCGAAGCUGACUCAAGUUGAGUUGCAAGAUAACCUCCUCACUGGUAAUUUCCCGGCUGUGAUCGGUGCUGCGGCUCCUAACCUUGGCGAGAUCAGCCUGUCCAACAACCAGCUUACGGGAGCAUUGCCUGCAUCUCUUGGGAACUUCUCUGGUGUUCAGAAGCUGCUGCUUGAUCAGAACGCGUUCUCUGGUGCCAUACCUCCGGAGAUUGGGCGGCUGCAGCAGCUCUCCAAGGCUGACCUUAGCAGCAACAAGUUUGAGGAGGUGUGCCACCGGAGAUUGGGAAAUGCCGGCUUCUCACUUACUUGGACAUGA
Messenger RNA from Miscanthus lutarioriparius, 1380 nucleotides. The record is from the annotation of a GenBank genome assembly. Lineage: Eukaryota; Viridiplantae; Streptophyta; Magnoliopsida; Poales; Poaceae.